CCCCAGGAGCCAGUGGUGACAGCUGAGGCCAUGUGAGUCGGAUCCUGAAUGAGGCUUUAUCUCUGCUCUUGGUCCCAUCAUCCACUGUGGCACCAGCUCCUUCGCCAGCCGGGAUGGGACAGGCAACUGAGAGAGCCCGGAGAGGUGAUGGUGGCCAUACCCUGGACUGGGAGAGGAACAGGACUCUGGGCCUCUAGCUGCCGAGCUGGUGGGGGGGGGCUCUAGGCCAUGACCCGCACCCUCUGACCCCUGAUACUGACCUCUGUCCUCUGCCCCGCCCCCUCUAUGCCGGAAGGAGAGGCUCAAGCCCCGCCGGGCGGAGGGCCGCCCCCGGACGCUCUGGCGGAGCAGGUAGAGCUGUGGUGGUCCCAGCAGCCCCGGCGCUCGGCGCUCUGCUUCGCCGUGGCCGUGGCGCUCGUGGCGGGCUGCGGGGCGGGUGGCGUGGCGCUGCUGUCCUCCACCAGCAGCCGCUCGGGCGAGUGGCGGCUGGCGACGGGCACCGUGCUGUGCCUGCUGGCCCUGCUGGUCCUGGUCAAGCAGCUGAUGAGCUCCGCCGUGCAGGACAUGAACUGCCUCCGCCAGCCCCACCACGUGGCCCUGCUGCGGAGCGGCGGCGGGGUGGACGCCCUGGUCGUGCUGCUCAGCGGCCUGGUGGUGCUGGUCACCGGCCUGACUCUGGCCGGGCUGGCCGCCGCCCCGGCCCCGGCCCGGCCCCUGGCCGCCAUGCUGUCUGUGGGCAUCGGCCUGGCCGCCUCCGGUGCGCUCUUGCUGCUGGGCUUGCUGCUCUAUCAGGUGGGCGUCAGUGGACACUGUCCGCCUCUCCGUGCGGCCGCCCCCUCCACCCACGCCCACCACGGUGGCGACGGCAGCAUCUUCAGCAUCUCGGGACGGUUUUCUGCCGGGCGGCGUCAUGAGACCACGUCCAGCAUCGCCAGCCUCAUCUGACCGAGCCCGAGUUCCCCUGCCCGCGACCUGCCUCAGCGUCCACGGCGCCGUGCCAGGGUGGGAGUGGGUGUGAGUGUGUGCUUGCACGCGCACGUGAGUGCGUAGGUGUCCCCAGGACCGUCCGGCCCUCCGUGGGAUUGCGUGACGCGUGUACGCACACAUCCAUGCCACAGGAAGGUGGAACUGGGGGCUUGUGGCCGUGGAACUGUCAGAGUCUACCCGUCUCGACCUGGGGCCCCUGAAGAUUCUUGGCCCCUGUUCCCAGCCCCCCUCAAAUCCAACCUGCCUUGCAACACCUAUCGGAGAUUUCCGGGAGCGACUGUCCUACCCCAGAGACCAUACCGGUGACUUCACUGAGGAGAGUACCCGGUGACAAAGUGCAAAGAACGCGGGCUCCACAAUGUGACAGGACUGGAUUGGAAUCCCCCACCUGCUGGGGGGCCUUGGGCAAGUGACUUAACCUCUCUGAGCCUCAGUUUCCAGAGAGUCACGGUCGUGGUCGUGGUAAUCGAUUGUGAGGAAGGACUGGGCACGUGGCAGGUGUGCAAUAAAACUGGUGGCCGUUGUCACU
Panthera uncia (snow leopard) is the source of this 1516-nucleotide messenger RNA. It is a transcript of the gene TMEM125, whose product is annotated as transmembrane protein 125. The record is from RefSeq and is a predicted model, not a curated record. Bases 286 to 945 code for a protein of 219 amino acids. Lineage: Eukaryota; Metazoa; Chordata; Mammalia; Carnivora; Felidae. The transcript is spliced from 2 exons.